This is a messenger RNA of Mesorhabditis spiculigera, 2076 nucleotides long. The record is from the annotation of a GenBank genome assembly. NCBI's taxonomy places the organism in Eukaryota, Metazoa, Nematoda, Chromadorea, Rhabditida, Rhabditidae.
AUGACGAUGAAUUUGUUGCCGUCACAAGCUACGGAUGUGGCCAAAGUUGCCGCGGCUCUGAGGUCACUUGGCGUAGGGAAGGGUGAUGUGGUCUGCGGAUUUAUGCCAAAUGCAUAUGAAACGAUCGUGUCGGCACUUGGAACUGCAGCCAUCGGAGCAGCAUGGUCUAGCGCAAGUCUCGAUUUCGGGCCGGGCGGCGUUCUCGACAGGUUCAAGCAGGUGAAGCCCAAGGUUAUCUUCACUGUCAAUGCCACCACCUACAAGCGCAAGCUAUUUGAUUUGCGACGCAAAGUGGAUGAGAUUGUUUCCGAGUUGCCAACCCUGGAAAAAGUGAUCCUGAUCAACUACAAGUCGGCGCUCCCCGUCAACCUCAGCGACUACAAAUGCAAGGAGAAGCUGGCCAUGUACGAGGAUUUUGUCGCCAAUUUCAGCGGUGCCAAGCCAAGCUACGAACGAGUGCCAUUCGGCCAUCCACUCUUCGUAAUGUUCUCCUCCGGCACGACGGGCGUGCCGAAAGCUAUGGUGCAUACCGUUGGGGGGACGUUACUUAAACACCUCGAAGAGCAUUUGAUCCAAAAUGACGCCCGGCAGCAGGAUUCUAUGUUUUUCUAUACGACCUGCGGUUGGAUGAUGUGGAAUUGGUCAAUCUCGUUUUUGGCUUUUGGCAGCCGAUUGAUUUUGUACGACGAGUCCCCCCUGGAGCCCGAUCACUACGUGAUCCCGAAAAUUAUUUCCGAUUCCAAGGCAACAAUCAUCGGGAUGGGCGCGCAACUCUACGACCGAUUUGAGAAGAUUGACGCCAAACGGAAUUUGUGCAAAGAAUUCGGACUUGGCGCGGUUCGGCUAGUCCUCUCGACGGGCAGCCCCUUGAAGGAGGCCAUUUUCCGGUACAUCAACGCAAAGUUGGCGCCCGGGGCCGUGAUCGGGUCUAUUUCUGGUGGUACGGACAUCAUCGGUUGUUUCAUGGGUGCCACGCUUUCGAAGUCUGUCAUCCCCGGGCAAUGCACCGUCCCCUACCUUGGCCACGAGAUCAAGUCGUUCAAUCCACGAGGCGAAGCUAUACAAGAUCAGCAAGGCGAGCUCGUCUGCCUCACCCCUUUCCCCUCUAUGCCAUCGCAUUUCCUAAACGACACGGAUGGCUCCCGCUAUUCCAAAGCCUACUUCGAGCGCUUUCCGGGUGUCUGGGCACAUGGCGACUACUGCAUCAUUGAUUCUGCGACCGGCGGGAUUACGAUGCUUGGAAGAUCUGACGCUACCUUGAAUCGCGGUGGAGUACGUAUGGGCACCGCCGAAAUCUACAACGUUGUCGACACGUUCGCCGAGAUUGCGGACAGCAUUGUGGUUGGAAGACAAAUCCCCCAAGAAAAGGACGAAGAGAUUUUGCUGUUCGUCAAACUUUCGCCGGGAUCCGUUCUGGACGACCAUCUUCGAUUGGCCAUUUGCAAGACGAUUAGGGAGCGGCAAAGCCCUCGCCACGUCCCCAACAAGAUCAUCCCGAUCGCCGAUAUUCCGUACACCAACUCGGGCAAAAAGGUAGAAAUCGCGGUGAAGCAAAUCGUCAAUGAUCUGCAGCGCCGGCAGCAAGAGCUAGAGCGCCUCGAAGCCGCGCGCCGUGAGCGCAUGUCGAAUAUGGGCCCGCCCUCGAUCAACAUGGGACGAGGAGGACCGCCGCCGCACAUGGUCCCGCCACCUUUCCAGUCCCAGCAGCAGCCAAACCCGUUCUCUGGAGGUCCGCCUGGCCCUUUUGGGGUACCCUCGUUGGCGGUGCCGCCUCCGACUCAUCAUCAUCAACAACAACAUCCACAACAUCAACAGCAACAAUUCGCACCACCGCCACAGCAGGGAAACCCCAAUGGUCCACGUCCGAACGUGAUAGAAGGUGUCCAGCGUCUCCUCCAACUAUUCAAGAACGACGAUGGCCGCGGCGCUGGGCCAGGAAAUCAGCAGAACAUGCAGCAAAAUCAUCCCGGUGGUGCUUUCAACAACUAUCAGCCGCGCUACGGAGCGUCGGGCGACCACUACGGCGGCGGUUCGGAUGCUUUCGGAAAUCAGCCACCAAUGAAGCGUGAGAGGCGC